Molecule: messenger RNA, 507 nt
Organism: Histoplasma capsulatum G186AR
Lineage: Eukaryota; Fungi; Ascomycota; Eurotiomycetes; Onygenales; Ajellomycetaceae
Product: NADH-ubiquinone oxidoreductase
Exons: 3
Coding region: 73-336 (87 amino acids)
Cellular component (GO): mitochondrion
Source: RefSeq, a predicted model, not a curated record
GACGACACACAUACAAGUAAAUAUACCAGAGACACGGCGAUUUCUGCUGAGAGGAAUUCAGAAGCUGCAACCAUGGCGCAUGCAGACGCUGUUAAAGAUGUCCGGCCUGCAACCAGAGAAGAAAUGUCCGAGGCUCGAUUGCCUCUUGCCUACCGAGACAGCUGCGCACAUCUCCUCAUCCCAUUGAACCGGUGUCGAUACAAAGAAUUCUAUCUGCCAUGGAAGUGCGAGAAUGAGAGACAUUCCUACGAAAAGUGCCAGUAUGACGAGUUCAAGCUGCGGGUUGCGAAGAUGGAUGAACUACGGGCUGCCAAGGGUGGUGCUCGAAGCAAUUAGACAUUAGAGGGAAUCUGGAGUUGUUGUUCGGGUUGUUUCUAUAUGGUUUUCUUUCUUUCUUUCUUUUUUCUCGGGCAUCAUGUUACAAAAAUUCCCCAUUAAUUGGAUUGUAUAUAAUAAAGAGCUUGAGGGGAGAUUUGUUCAAUUGCCGAAAGCAAUCUGUCGCACUCA